Monopterus albus (swamp eel) is the source of this 1401-nucleotide messenger RNA. RefSeq names its product myozenin 1b (gene myoz1b). The transcript has 6 exons. Gene Ontology annotation, cellular component: actin cytoskeleton; Z disc. Lineage: Eukaryota; Metazoa; Chordata; Actinopteri; Synbranchiformes; Synbranchidae. The coding region runs from base 106 to 846 and encodes 246 amino acids. The record is from RefSeq and is a predicted model, not a curated record. Gene Ontology annotation, molecular function: actin binding; telethonin binding; FATZ binding.
AAACCUACCUGGGGAUCUAUACUCCUCUUUCUCUGACACAUCUCUUCUGGGACCUUUUGUGUCUUCAGGGACCUGCAUCUACCUGUGGAUAUCUGGGUCUUAGUCAUGCCUCUCACAACUCCUGUCCCUUCUAACAUGAGUAAGAAGGCCGACAAGAUCAUCACUGACCUGUCCAACAUUAGCCAGAAUGAUGAGCCAGACCCUGAGGCCUCUGAAUUCGACUUGGGGACCAAGAUCAAGACGCCCAAGGAUGUAAUGCUAGAAGAGCUCUCCCUGCUCAAUAACAAGGGCUCCAAGAUGUUCAAGAUGAGGCAGCAGAGAGUUGACAAGUUCAUUGUGACCAAUGAGAACAUGCAAAACCUCCAGAAUCUGCUGAUGUCCCCUCCGCCUGUUCCACCAAAACCCGAGAUGCCAAAAGAAGAAGUUGUGGAGAAGACUGUGAAUGAGGAAAAGGAAAAGGAGAAACAGAGGAAGGAGCAUGUGAGCACCUAUGUGUCACCAUGGGAACGAGCCAUGAAGGGCGACGAGGAGCUGACAGCCACCAUGAAGGCCUACAUGCCAGGACCCAUCCAGAUCCACCCAGAACUGCCUCCGUACAAGAGCUUUAACAGGAUGGCACUUCCCUACGGCGGCUUCGAAGGGGCAUCUAAGUUGUUGACCUUUGGGCUCCCAGAGCUUAGCGCUGCCACUGAGGAGCCAGAGACGUUGGCCAGCCUGGAGACUGACAUCCGCUCACGCCCCUCAUUCAACCGUACACCCAUCGGCUGGGUCUGCAGUGAGGACAGCUCACACAUCCCCCUGUACCUGGACAACAUCCCUUUCGAUGGAGAGACAGAUGAUCUGUGAACAUGCAUGCAGACACAAACAUGCUUAUAGUACUGGUAGCCUGAAAGACACACACACACACAAGUACUGUACAUGCACUGGAACUAUAUAACUAUAUACUGUAUAUAUAAGAGCAAGAGAUCACAAUUUACACCAGUUUAAAACUGUUGAAGCUCCUGUGAACACAUGCUGAAAUGUUCUUUAAUUGCAUGUAAUCAGCAUAAUUUAAAAAUGAGUUGAUGGAAAAGGACAACGUGUCUCCCCUGGUCUCCUGUGCUUUCCUACUUUUUCAUAUGCAGCUGUGAAUGAGUCAGUAGAAUUUUGCAUACUGUGAGCUAAUGUGAGACCUGUGUGAAUAUACAUAUAGGCAGGCACUCUGCAUUCUUAGAACAGUCUAUAAAUGCAAUAAGCUUCCCCUUCACAGAAUGUCUGUCUUCUUGUCCUGUUGAUGCUGCAUGUGCUAGUCCUGGAGAACUGUCAUUACAGUAUUGAAUAAUAAAAACAAACCAAUCUCAACUCAAGGUCCUAUUACUAUUUCUUUCUGGAGUUUUCAACCACACUUUUCAUUGGAUGGAG